Messenger RNA from Alternaria hordeiaustralica, 609 nucleotides. RefSeq lists its product as uncharacterized. NCBI's taxonomy places the organism in Eukaryota, Fungi, Ascomycota, Dothideomycetes, Pleosporales, Pleosporaceae. The transcript is spliced from 2 exons. Gene Ontology annotation, cellular component: membrane. The record is from RefSeq and is a predicted model, not a curated record. The coding region runs from base 1 to 609 and encodes 202 amino acids.
AUGGCGAUGGCACGACUCCAAGCGAUCCUCGCCUGCUUCCCCUGCGGCACCGAGGAGCCGGAGCACACCACUUACCCGGACGAGAAAGUCGCUCUGCUCGCCAACUACGACGAUAACCCACGUACUGCCGAUGAGGUCGCGGAUGAGGUCAUAGAUGAGAUCGCAGACUCCGUCGUCGAAAAACUCCUCACCACCCGCCUCACCGGCGCCCACCUGCGCAUGCACCUAGACGCCCUCGUCGGCCCCUCCGGCUGGCGCACCACGCUCGCCCAACACAUCCUCUCGCGCCUCACCACCGCUCUCCGCGCGUCGCACGAAGAACUCGGUCCCACCAUCUCCACCGCCUGCGACACCGCGUGGGAAGCCGCCCAAAGCAUCGAGGGCUUCGUCAUCGAGCACCCGGUCAUGUGCACCGUCAUUGCCCUGGGCGUCCUCGCUAUCGUCGCGCCGUGGGUGUUGGAAGCGCUUGGUUUUGCUGAACUGGGGCCGGUUGAAGGUACCUUCGCCUCAUGGUGGCAGUCCACCUACGCCGGCCUCGUACCAAAGUCCUCGCUAUUUUCCUUCUUCCAGCGGUUAGGUAUGACCAAGUGGCACUGGGUGCUCGUCUAA